CAAUACGAGGCUCAUUUCGAUCUCAUCUCAUUCGCCAGUGCGAGAUGAAAGUGCUCCGCUGCUCGGUAUUGCUAGCUUCAGCAGCACUUGUACAAGGAUUUUCUAAGGGAGGGAGCAGAGUAGAGGGUAGCAGUCGAGACAAUUCAAUCGCUCCAGGAUGGAUCUUAGAGUUUGCCAAUGGCGGCUCGACUCAGACACCUGCGACUAAAGGGGGUUUUCCACAGAUCACGUCUAUAUUCCCGGAAAUAUUUACUAACCGGCUACCCAACGUCCGGCAGCGCGAACCACUACGAUCCGUUCCGAUUCAACAGGAAGCAACGGAAACUCCUAUUAAUACUUACGUUCCACCUAUCCAAACGUACCCACAAUCUGAGCAACGAGUAGCAACACUUCCGGAAAUCGCUUCAAUGCCUCGGACUCAACCAAACGAAGUUAUUCAUCAUCAUUUUCAGAUCCCGGCGCCUCAGUCUUCAUUAAGGAGAGUGAGCCAGACUAUUACAAUGCCGCCCAUACCAUCUGUAAACCCGACGUGGACCCAUACAGCAUGGGGUUUGUCGCCGUACACGCCAACACCUGUCGCACCAACAUGGACACUUGCCUCCAUGCCAAAUCCAGAAGGAAUCAACUCCGAGCUACUAACUCACCUCAUUGAAUGUAUCAAACAUUCUCAUAGUUCCGGCAAUUCAAUGUCACACGGAAGUUCACGAAUGACGCCGAUUACGUCUGUGCCAGUUCCGGCACCAGCUCUGGUUUCCAAUGUUCGACCGCAGUACAUUCACCCCCAGCCGCUCUCUAUAUCACAACCGAUUCCGCAACAAAUAUUGCAACAACUACCUCAGCAACAACAAGUGAUUCAGCCGCAGUCACAACAGCAACAGCAAGUUGUCCAGCCGGGUCAACAACAGAUUAUUCGAUCUGGCCCCCAACAACAGAUCAUACAACAUUUACCCCAACAGCAGCAACAACUUAUUCAGCCUCAGACAGAACAUCAACAACAUCGUCAACAACAGAUUCCACAAACUUCCCAACGAAUUCAGGCCCCUCAACAAAUUGCGCAGGUGCCCCAGCAGAUAGUGCACCUACAGCCACAACAGACAACAGUCCAAGUUCAGUCACGUCCUCAGCACCUACAACAGCCACAAGAGGCCCAACAGCAACAGAUUCAGCCACAGCAAAUUCGUCAGACCCAGCCUCAACAGAUUCAACCACAGCAACUUCAGCAGCAGCCUCAACAAAUCCCAUCACAACAGAUUCUCCAGCAGCAGCAGCAGGCACAACAUAACACCUCAUCACUCCCGUUGUUGCCCGGCGUGCAUCCCGCAAGGCCUACAGCUCCCUCACCGAGCGCAAACAACAACCGGUUGCCUGGAAUGCCCUCUCUAAUUGAGAUUAACCAACAACUUCAGCCUGUUAGCUCAUCAAAAACAGGCUAAGCUCAGCAACCAGGCGUCUAACCUUUAAAGUCUGAUAAGCUUAUUAAUAUAAGAAGAAGAUAAUAAUUAAUUAAGCAUAAAACUACCACAAGUACUAUCGAACCGACAUGCGAACGUAGACGCGACUCAGCGAACUAUUUAGCACUUCUUCUAAUGUCAGCAUGACACGACGCCGAAACGACGUCAUAAAACCUUAUCGGCCUCGACUAUAAUUAUGCGAAACUUCUGUUAUUACAACGCUGCCAGUGAUCACAGCGUAAGAAAUAAAGGAAUAAAGUACAUAUUACAUAGAUAUA
Varroa destructor (honeybee mite) is the source of this 1729-nucleotide messenger RNA. RefSeq lists its product as uncharacterized. The record is from RefSeq and is a predicted model, not a curated record. Lineage: Eukaryota; Metazoa; Arthropoda; Arachnida; Mesostigmata; Varroidae.